CUAGCAUCCAGACUGAAGGACUGGUUUGGAGUUCUCCACCUCGACGCCAACCGAGACCUCAAAUCCUCCGCCAACUCUGAUUCAGCGGCAGGACGUGAGUCACACCAUUAUCUCUGUGUAUAUGUGGGUGUGUAAUUUUAAAAUUUUAAUUGCACUGCCAUUUGAAAGUCCGUUGUUCUUUUCAGUUCUAAUGAGGACUGUAGAUGAUGAGGACAGUGCUCCUCUGUGCUCUACUAAAUGUCAACGUGUCUCACACUUCAACAGUACAAACUCUCUCCAAGCACUUUACUCAGGUUUUGGACUGAAAAGCCCGAAGACAAGAGUCACUGACUGAAGCCAAGACACGAGGCCCUGACUGAAGCCAAGACACGAGGCCCUGACUGAAGCCAAGACACGAGGCCCUGACUGAAGCCAAGACACGAGGCCCUGACUGAAGCCAAGACAAGAGGCCCUGACUGAAGCCAAGACAAGAGGCCCUGACUGAAGCCAAGACAAGAGGCCCUGACUGAAGCCAAGACAAGAGGCCCUGACUGAAGCCAAGACAAGAGGCCCUGACUGAAGCCAAGACAAGAGGCCCUGACUGAAGCUAAGACAAGAGGCACUGACUGAAGCCAAGACAAGAGGCUCUGAAAGUACCCCCUCAAAUACAACCACAGAGUUUCUAAACCCAGAGGCCCAACAUCGCGAUACUUCCGGAAACGCUUCGUGAAGCAUACUCGACAGACCAGACAGGGGUUUGGGAAGUCAAUGGCAGAAGUAAAAAAUAUUAUUUAGUUGUUCAUUUUCUCAAAAUCUAAAGGCACAACGUAGAUGUCUUAAGUAGCUGAACAAGUUAUUACUCCAACCUCGUGAAAGUGACAAACUGAAAGAGACAAACUGAAAGUGACAAACUGACACGUUUUCAUUUUCGUCAAAAUCAACUUUAUAUUUCAGGAGUGCCUUUGAUUUGACGGCCUGCACAUGCGCAGUUCGGUGCGAGACGAUCGUUCAAUCCGAUGAUGUGUUUAGCUAGCCAACAUCACCAUGACAUCACCUAAAAGCAUGAUCGGGGAAGCAGUUUCUAGGAAUCUUCAUACUGUACUGUCUUUGCUAAAACAGACACACACACACACACACACACACACUAACACACAAACACACACACACAAAUGUCCUAAAACACCCUCCCCCCACCCCCCCACAUACACACACCUCCCACUAAUCUCCCCCUCUCCCCUCUCCCAGGUUUUGACACCAGUAUCUUGCCCAUCUGUAAGGACUCUCUGGGUUGGAUGUUCAACAAGCUGGACAUGAACUAUGACCUCCUGCUGGACCAAUCAGAGCUCAGUGCCAUCUACCUCGACAAGUAUGAGCUGUGUAUGAAGCCCCUGUUCAACUCCUGCGACUCCUUCAAGGACGGGAAACUGUCCAACAACGAGUGGUGCUACUGCUUCCAGAAACCUGACGGUGAGAGAGAUGGAGGGGUGAAGGGAGGGCGGUAAAAAGGAAGGGAUUGAGAGGGCAUGGAGGGCAUGGAGGGAGGAGGGAUGGGAGAAGUACAGAGAGCAAAAAAAGAAAGAGAGAGGUGUGUGUGAUGGAGAAAGUUCAUUUGAACUGUUCUGUAUUUAACACUAGUCUGUAUGUCUUUCUCCAGGUCUGCCCUGCCAGAAUGAGAUGAACAGGAGUCAGACCCAGGGUCGGCGCAACACUGUCAUGGGUCAGUCUGCUGGAGUGACAGCUGUCAGUCACUCCUCUGCAAAAUGACAGUUUUUAGUGGGAUGCACUAACACUGCAUAUGGAAAUGAAGCUACAUAUUUAGCCGCAAUACAUCAUCCAGCUGACAACAACACAAAAGAUCAAUAGCACGCACACACACACACCCUGAAAUUUUAUCGAAAAGUCCCCCACCCCUAACCCCUUCAAACCCUCAGCCAAACGGUCAUCAAUAAUCGUGUGUAAUAGUGUUAUAACUCACGACAAAACACACUUUGAGAAAUGGUCUUUCACUGGGUCACAACAUUUUUAAAAAAGAGGUUAACGGGUUUGUGUGUGUGUGUGUGUGUGUGUGUGUGUGUGAGUGCUGUUAUUGAAAGUGCCUGGACCCCUUUAAGCAGGAUGUAUGACUGUUGUCAGAGCCUAGGCUCUAGUAAUUGAUUGUUUGCCUCAGCCUCUGCAUACACAAAACCUACAGGGACAUGACCAUGAUCACAUUGGAGAUGGAGUGGGUUUUUAGUAAAUAUGGUUAUAUUACAGGAUUGUUUAGAAUGUAUUUUACUUAUCUCUCUCUCAUUCUCUCUCUUCAUCCCUCCCUCCCUCUCUCUCUAGGGGUCUAUAUUCCACGCUGUUCUGAGGAGGGUUACUUUAAGCCAACCCAGUGUCGUGGUAGUACUGGACAGUGUUGGUGUGUAGACAAAUACGGCAACGAGAUCGCCGGCUCCAGAAAACAGGGCAACCCCACCUGUGGUAAGACCAAUAACAGUCAACCCCCCCCCCCCACACACACACAUAACCAACACACAAUCAUGUACACAUGCAUAUAUACUGUAUGUACCAGAGCUUGAAAUGCUAAAUCAUUUGAAAUACUUUAUCUGUGUGGGAUUGAGCUUGCCUAGCUCAAUGGACCAAUAGAAUAGCACCAAAACUGCAGAUCACGCCGAUCUGUCACUCCAGGCAAGCUACAGCAAGUAUUUCAAAGAUUUCACAUAGUAUCUGAACCCGACAUAAAAUUACUAACCCUUUUCAACACAUGAGCACAGGCAAGCACACACAUUCCCCUCCAGCAUUCUCUUUACACUGCGUCCCAUAUGUCUCUACGAGUGUGCUCAUUGAUAAAGGUGUUACUGUGUGUGUGUGUGUGUGUGUGUGUGUUAUCUGAGCCUGUGUUAUCUGGGGUGCUGGAGGCAGCCAUCUCGCUGAGUCUUUCUUUAAAGAUACCACUGAACGUGGGAUGCCUCUCAAUGUCUGUUCUGGUAGACACUUUUUUACAGAGCAAAGGUGCCUGUGUGUGUGUGCGCACGUGCGUGUCGCCCCGCGAAAAAAACUAAACUCUCCAGACCUUUAAGAGGAACAGAGGUUGUUAUUGUCGCAUUUUUCUUUUGUAGUUGUGGAAUGUGAUUUUUGGUAAUUGUAUCUCUAAAGCAUAGUUCCAUUUUUACAAGGAUACUGAUCUUCAGUAACAAUUGCCAGACUGAAUGUUAGCGUUGUAAAUCCUGUGCUGCUAAUGGAAGUUGUGUAUCCAACCAGACAGAUCUGAGAACAGCCUGUGAAGCCUUAUCUAUCUAUAGCUGAAUGCCUCUGGCUGCCUCCUCUGAUUCCCUGCUCAUGUAUUUGGGCUUUAACAGAGUUCCUUUGAAGCGUUUGAUGCUAUAAGAUUGUGAGCUGGGAUAAAGCAGAGCUCAGGCUCAGAUGGACCACUGGAGGAAGAUGAGGUUAUUUACAGUAAUGCAUUGUGUUGUCGGAAUAGCACAUCUCAACCAAAAGCAGGUUGUCUGUGUAUGGGUUAGUUUGUUUCUGUAUCUAACCUGUAUGUCUCUCUAUCUCUGUCUCUAACCUGUCUGUCUCGCUGUCUCUAACCCAGCGUUUCCCAAACUAGGGGUCACGACCCCAUGUGGGGUCGCCUGAUUUGAAAAUGGGGUUGCGAGAGAAACUCUGGGGAUUUUUAUUUAUUUAAUUGCACUUGGUUCAUAAAACCGGGGUUAUGUCAGUAACCUCCGGUAGCCAGUUUCUGUUUCUUUUUUUCUACAAAUGUGGUUCUAUCUUUUGAAUGGUUUAAGCUGCAUAUUAUGACCCCAUCACUGAAAGAUAAGACUCUCAGGAACACGUACGUGUCUUCUGUUUCCCUCUACAACGCCCACAAGCCUCAUUAGAAUAGAGUGGACAAGACCAGGCACUAAAUCAGCCUGGGGGGGAAAGAACAUCAUCAAGAUCAAACAAAAUGAUUGCCUGAUGAUCUUCUGAACAUCCCAAUACCUUUCUGAUUUAUUUCAGUCACUUCAAACCAUACUUCCUUCAGACUGAAAUACUGUCAAAAGUACUGUCAGACUGAUUUGUAAUAAACUGUCAUAUCCCCAAUUUAAAAAGUUAACAUUGGCCGUUGAUUACAUCACCUUUUUUACAUGGUGGGGUUGCAAAAACAAAGAUAACAAAAUCGGGUCGCUGGCCAAAGAAGUUUGGGAACCUCUGCUCUAACCUGUCUGACUCUCUGUCUAACCUGUCUGACUCUCUGUCUAACCUGUCUGACUCUCUGUCUAACCUGUCUGUCUCUCUGUCUCUUUAUUUAACCCAUCUGUCUCUGUUAAAUGUGUGUCUAAUCUGUCUGUCUCUGUCUAACCUGACUGGCUCUCUCUCUCUGUGUAGAGGAGGACCAAGAGACCUCGGGGGAUUUUGGUAGCGGGGGCGCCGUCAUUCUCCUUGAUGACCAGGAGGAGGAGCCAGCUCAGAGUGGGAGGAGCCGGCAGAAGCAGAGGCGGGGCCGGAUCCAUCCCAGAGGGGCCAUUGAGGAUGACGAGGACGAGGAAGAUGACAAAGACGACGAGACUGGCUACAUC
Molecule: messenger RNA, 4526 nt
Organism: Coregonus sp. 'balchen'
Lineage: Eukaryota; Metazoa; Chordata; Actinopteri; Salmoniformes; Salmonidae
Source: the annotation of a GenBank genome assembly